AUGAUUUGGUGGAACCUAAAGCUAGUCGGCUGCGGCGGUACGCUUUGUGAUGGCGGGACGAGGGUGAUAUUCGUCUGCCGGUAUUCCGAGACGGGCCUCAUCAUCGGGAACAAUUCGUAUCCGACGGGCCCUCUCUGUUCGGGUUGUGGUCGUGCGCCGAAGGUCGAUGCAAUCAGGGAGCUGUGCAGUCGCUGUGCUGACGACAUGAAGAAUAACUAU
Messenger RNA from Mesorhabditis spiculigera, 219 nucleotides. The record is from the annotation of a GenBank genome assembly. NCBI's taxonomy places the organism in Eukaryota, Metazoa, Nematoda, Chromadorea, Rhabditida, Rhabditidae.